Messenger RNA from Penicillium egyptiacum, 648 nucleotides. The record is from the annotation of a GenBank genome assembly. Lineage: Eukaryota; Fungi; Ascomycota; Eurotiomycetes; Eurotiales; Aspergillaceae.
AUGCUAUCUCCUUCUAUUCUUCUCCUUCUAGCCUUUGGGCUAGUCUGCUCUACGCACCCACUUGAAAAGCGACAGUUAAGGACAACCGAUUCAUUCAAGCUGUAUGCCUAUGGCCCAGGCAUUAGCGGACUGCCCGUCUUCUACAGGAACGGUAGUGCCGAAGUCGCAGAUGAGUCCAAAGUAGACAAAACCACAAUGGCCACAAUGACCCCAAUCAACUGUAAGAACCCAAUAUCCCUACUUGAUGCCAUGCGAAAACCACCCGUGAACGAAUCCACAGGCUUACCUAAGCCAGUCACCGCUUCUGCUGACAACACCUGGGUUGCACACCCCAGUUCCAACGAGGCCUUCACCGCCCUCUCGACCGAUGCCAAUAGGCUGUGUCUGGAACAAGGCGAUGCAGGCUCCAAUCCAGUCUCAUUCACCGGUUCUGGUACGGAAAGGUCGAACACGACUAAGCUCAGUGAUGUCUGGUCUACUUAUGGGAGCUAUGUCCUCGUCACUGUUAGCGGCGCAAACUUCUACGGGAAAUCAACUGGCACUGGCUUGUACUCUCUGCUUUGGAGUAGCUCGGCUGAGGCAAUGACCGAUACUAUACCGCUAGUGCUGCGGACUGCUGAGCCUGCGACGGUAUCUGUACUGACCUAG